This is a messenger RNA of Eurypyga helias (sunbittern), 2059 nucleotides long. RefSeq names its product putative ATP-dependent RNA helicase DHX57. The record is from RefSeq and is a predicted model, not a curated record. NCBI's taxonomy places the organism in Eukaryota, Metazoa, Chordata, Aves, Eurypygiformes, Eurypygidae. Gene Ontology annotation, molecular function: RNA binding; ATP binding; protein binding. The annotation marks the transcript as partial. Gene Ontology annotation, cellular component: intracellular anatomical structure. The transcript has 9 exons.
GCCCCGGGCUGUUCCUGCGCUCCCAGCCCUCGUUUGGGCUGUUACCCACGGCCACGUCGGUUCCUGCCCUGGCGCUGGAGGUGCCGGUGCGAAGGAGAAGAGGAAAGCCCAACAGAGGAGGAGGAAGAGGGAGAGGAGGAGGAGGAGGAGGCAAAGGAAGAGGAGGCAGUGGAAGAGGAGGAGGCAGCAGUGGCCAUUCAAACAAGUCUCAACUUGGAAGUAGGAAAUUUUCAACCAAAAUUUGGGACGAUGGAGAUGAUUUUUGUCUCUUUGAGGAAUCAAGGCUGGAAUCCAGGUCUAAUGUCAGAAGAGGAGGGCAAACGAAACAGAGACCUGAAGCGAGAAUGCCUCUGCAGACCAUACACAUGACAUCAGAGAAUCAGAGAAGGGUGAAAGAACUUCUCCAAGAGCUUCAAGGGCAGGACCUGGCUCCCGAAUCAGAAGUAGCUGGUUCUGGUGAAGACGACGACGAACCUGAUUACCUUGACGAUGAACAGUGCUGGUCAACAGAUCAUGAAGUUUCUGAUGUAAUACCGAGGUCAUUUGCCAAACCACCUGAGCACAGAAUUGUGGAAAGUGAAGUGUCUCCGUUUGCUGUGCACAAACUCUCCAGGUAUGGUUUUGACAGUGACCGUUGUAGGACAGUGCUGAGAUCCUGCAACGGUAACAUCGGGGCAUCACUGGAGUAUUUGCUGUCGCAGUGCUUUGCUGAACGAUAUGGAGAGAAGAUGCAGGUUUCUGCAGCAGCUGCUGAGGCCAGUCAAGAAGAAUGUUUAGAACAAAGACAAGAAGAGGCUUUUGCCCUCCGGUCAAUCUAUGGAGAAAAGUUUGUAGAAAGAAUUCAAAACCGUGUUUGGACUUUCAGUUUGGAGUUGGAGUACCUAGCAAACAGCCUCAACAAAUCUAAACAAAAGGGAGGUUGUCCUAGCGACACAGCAAAGCAGACUUCAAAGGAAAUAUGUAAAUUUUAUCUCCAAGGAGUCUGCAGGUUUGGUUCAAAAUGCAAAUUUGGACACGAAUUCCCUCCAAACCACCCGCUAAAAUCAGCCAGGAACUCUGUAGAUGAUGCUCGUCUCAGACCUAACAGCGAUGGUCCCAUAUAUGAACUUGAAGUCAGAUUUCCUGAAGAAAACAAGUAUCCACUCCAGGCACCUCUUGUGGCAUUUUAUUCCACCGAUGAGAAACUACCUCUUGCUUGUUGUUUACACAUCGCUGAAUUCCUCUUUGGAAAGGCCUUGACAGCUGCAGAGUCUAGUGAACCAGUGGUGUACACCCUAGUGACUUGCCUAGAAGAUGGAUCUGAAAUAAGCGAGUUACUUAAAAACACCCACCACAAGUACAGCGUUCCUGCUGUGCCCCUGCUCGCAACACCUUCGGUAAAGCUGCAGACAGAGAGCACAUCUGGUUCUAAUCGAGUGUCCGAAGCCUCAACAGUAUCAGAGCCUCAGGAAGAAGAGGUGGUGGCAGAAGAGGAGGAGGAUGAGCCAGAACAAGUUGUUGUGGAGAAUGAGAGUUAUGUGAACCUCAAGAAAAAGCUUUCCAGAAAGUACGACACACAGGCAAAGUCUCUGUAUAAUGAAAAUGUUAAAAUCUGCACACAGUUUCGGCUGAAAAAGUCUUCUAGGCACUUCCAGUCCAUGUUGUAUGAAAGACAGAAGCUCCCUGCCUGGCAAGAGAGAGAAACCAUUCUCGAUUUGCUGAAGAGCCACCAAGUCCUUGUUGUGAGUGGCAUGACUGGGUGUGGAAAAACCACUCAGAUUCCUCAGUUUAUUUUGGAUGCUUCGUUGCAAGGAUCUCCAAGCAGCGUUGCAAACAUCAUCUGCACUCAGCCUCGCAGGAUCUCUGCCAUUUCUGUGGCUGAACGCGUAGCCAAAGAACGAGCAGAAAGGAUUGGACUCACUGUUGGAUAUCAGAUCCGUCUAGAAAGCGUAAAGUCCUCAGCUACCAGACUCCUGUACUGCACUACUGGUGUGCUGUUGAGAAGGCUGGAAGGAGAUCUGACUCUGCAGGGAAUCACACAUGUGAUAGUGGAUGAAGUACACGAAAGAACAGAAGAAAG